CCGCGGUAUAAUUCAGUUGGGUUACGUUUUUAUUGCUUUGGACAUCAAAGGCUGUCAACAUGAACUUCCUUUUAGCAAUUACGGCGGUGUUGCUGGGUACAUCCCAGGGCAUGUACUUACAACGAAACCCCCACCAUCAACAAGCUGUUGCCCGCCAAUCCCGGAACGAACCCACUGUCCUCAAAUCCUUAGGCGACUUCUUCCAUAGAAUGCACGCAGCCGCCACCAAGAGAUGUGCUUACCUCCUAGACGAAUCUUGCAACAACGGAGGCAUACCUGGAGCAGGCUCGGACAACGACUGGCUCAACCAAGGCUUCAAUCCUGGCAAGAGGGGUUUGAAUUUGUUCGAGGAAGGGGCGGCUUACAACGGGCUAUCAGGAUCAGGAGCAGACAGCGACUGGCUAAACGGCGGCUUCAAUCCCGGUAAGCGCUGCGUCAACACCAUGGAUGAAUCUUGUAGUAAUGGCGGCAUUCCUGGUUCUGGAUCUGACAGCGACUGGCUCGAUGGAGGUUUCAACCCUGGCAAGCGUAGCCUUAAUCUCUUUGAGGAAGGUAUUGUCAACAAAGGCGUUUCUGGAGCCGCGGCCGACAAUGACUGGUUGAAUGGUGGCUUCAAUCCAGGAAAACGGUGCGCCAACACCAUGGAUGAAUCUUGUGGCAAUGGAGGUAUUCCAGGAUCUGGAGAAGACAGGGAUUGGUUGGAUGACGGAUCGGCUAAUCCAGGUAAAAGGCGAUUGAAUGGUAUUGAAGGUGUUCCUGGAUCUGGUAACGACAAUGACUGGUUGCAUGGAGACAACACACCUGGCAAACGAUGAGGAUCUGGACUGCUAUAAGUUAUUUUUGUAAUCGACUGAUCUAAUGAAAGUUCCAAAAUUUUAUAAUGUUUCUUCUAAUACUAAUAAAGAUAGAUAUUUAUUAAGACCA
Anoplophora glabripennis (Asian longhorned beetle) is the source of this 924-nucleotide messenger RNA. RefSeq lists its product as uncharacterized. Lineage: Eukaryota; Metazoa; Arthropoda; Insecta; Coleoptera; Cerambycidae. The transcript has 2 exons. Bases 60 to 815 code for a protein of 251 amino acids. The record is from RefSeq and is a predicted model, not a curated record.